Molecule: messenger RNA, 3153 nt
Organism: Tupaia belangeri chinensis (Chinese tree shrew)
Lineage: Eukaryota; Metazoa; Chordata; Mammalia; Scandentia; Tupaiidae
Gene: TOR4A
Product: torsin family 4 member A
Exons: 2
Coding region: 1758-3041 (427 amino acids)
Cellular component (GO): nuclear envelope; endoplasmic reticulum lumen
Molecular function (GO): ATP binding; ATP hydrolysis activity
Source: RefSeq, a predicted model, not a curated record
GACUUGAACCGGUUGACUGGCGUUUCCCCCAUUCCCUUCUUGGGAUUUGGGGGCAUGCAUGCACACACGCCUGGCAUGGCAUCCAGUCACACCGCUGGUCACAUGAGAACCCAGCACCUUGGCUACAGUGCCAUCUGCUGGCCCUAUUUUUUUCCCCAAUAAUGGUGCGUGUGCUUACCGGAGACGGAAGGUGAGAAGGCGCUGUCCAGGGCAACGGCCACGCCACAGCCCCUUCUCCACCCUCGAGGUUUGCUGGGCACAGACACGGACACACCCGACGUGCUUUCCAAGCCACCAAGGCCGGGACUUGAACUGUAUAGCUGGCCCUGUGUGACCCAGCACCUUCACGGCUCCGUCGGCUCUCCAGGUUCCUUUCUAAAAUGAGGAUUACACCUUGGGCCGAGGGAAGGCCCUGCUGAAGUGGGAGCAGGAAGGUCAGGGGAGCUGGGGUGCGUGAGCAGCCAUUCCGGCAGAGGGUGUGCUCAGGGUGGCUGGGCAGGAGUGCAGACACUUGGGGCCCUCUAGAUGCUUCUGCCUCAGGUCCUGGGCUGGGAGGCAGGAGGAGGUCUGGAGGCAGGGGAGAGGGUAGAGGAAGGGGCUUGGCCAUAGAAGGAGCAGCCCAGGAGAGGACCCAGCUGCCUGGUGCGGUCACUGGGUGGCACUAAGGAUCCAGGUUAUGCCCUUAGGGUCCAUCUGGCAGCCAUAAUGGACAUUCUAGUCCCUGUCCAGUGACUCCCAAGCCCUUGAGCCAGGAAUUGGGGCCCCCUGGCACCCAGGAUGCCAUGGAGCCGGUGCUGGGCUCCUGCAGGCACAUGCACUCCCCACACGGGCGAGUUGGGCUCGAGAAAGGACAGACAGUUGGCCCUGGAGAGGCACCUGGUCUGUGCCUGGCCUCCCAGUGGGUGCGAGGAGGGCACAGAGGUUGCUGCAGGUGAAAUUCCAGGUGGCGCCUGGGGACUGUGGUCAGGUCUGUGUGUACCUCUCAGGUCCAGUCUGUCCUGUCCCUCCUUUGGAGGUGCUGGGUGCUUCAGAGGGGUCUGGAGGUCUCUUAACCAGGAUGGGGGGCUUGAGGGCAGGCAGGCAGGCCUGUGAGUGCAACUGGAGUGGAGCUGGUGGUGUCACCUGCUGGGGGCCUCCUAGCCUUGGCCCAAGUUCUUUCUAAAUUUGCUUCUCAAUCCCAAAGGGACCCCUGGGGUCUUUUCCCCAUCCUGUCCUGGGGCUCUGGGCUUGGAGGAGGACAAGUGAUGUUAGAAGAGGAGGGGAGAGGAUGCCCAGCUGGCCCCACAUGCUCCACACCCCACCUUGUUGACAGGCAGCCCUUCUGUGUGAGGGGCAGAGGGACAAAACGCGGGCGAGGAUAGGAAGGGUGCUUGGCCCAGGUGCCCUGGACGGAGCCAAGAAACCUUGAGAGCUGCAAACCCGGGAGAAGAGGUGGCCUGCUGACCAGGGGAUCCGGGGAGCCUGCCGGCCCCUCCCGGCCUGUCCAGCCCAAGCCCCGCCCCGCCGCGCCCCUUGACUCACUUCCUUUGCAUAGAAACGGAAACCUCCCAGAGCUUCCUUUGCCCCAGAAGCUCCCUGGGGAGGUGCAGGUGUCACUGCCCCCCAGGCCAGAGCUGGCCCAGGAGGCGCCUGACCCCACCCCCAGGGAGACUGCCUCUGCUGAGCAUCAGAUCCCAGUCCACCGGGAACCCAGAGCUGGGGGCGUCUGGUGGAGCUGCAGGGCGGGUGACUUGCAUGCCCAGUGCCGCUCCCGCGCCAUGGACCGCGGCCACCCCAGCCCCCAGCCCAGCCCGGAGCCCCCGGCCGCCACCCCCCGGGCCUCCCGCUCCUGUGUGAUCGCGCCGGUGCGCGCCGCGCUCCGCCUGCGCCGCCGAGUGCGCGUCCUGCGCAAGCGCCGUCUCCUGCUGCCCAGCGCGGGGCCCGACGGCGGGGCCGCGGCGCCACAGUCAGGAGUCAACUCCGGAGCGCCGCGCGCGGGCCUGGACCAGCCCCGGUUCUUCACCUUCGAGGGCCCGGCGGAGCUGUCCUCGAGGGCGCCGCGCAAGAGGCGCCGGCGCAGCCGCGUGGUGCUUUACCCCGAGGCUUCGCGCAAGUACCGGCCGCGCGCAGAGCGGCGGAGCCGCGCCCAGCACUGCCUGCUGCUGCUCGCGGCCAUCGUGGGCUUCCAGGUGCUCAACGCCAUCGAAAACCUGGAUGACAACGCGCAGCGCUAUGACCUCGACGGGCUGGAGAAGGCGCUGGGGCGCGCUGUGUUCGGGCAGCCGGCCGCCGUGGCGCGCAUCGUGGCGCUGCUGCGGGACUACCUGGCCACUCAUGUGCACAACCGCCCGCUGCUCCUGGCGCUACACGGGCCCAGUGGCGUGGGCAAGAGCCACGUGGGCCGCCUGCUGGCGCGUCACUUCCGCGCGGUGCUCUCGGGCGGCGUGCCUGUGCUGCAGUACCAUGUGCGGCACCACUGUCCACAGCCACGCCCGGCGCAGGAGUGCCGUGAGGAGCUGGCGCGGCGGGUGGCCGACGUAGUGGCGCGCGCUGAGGCAGAGGAGAAGACCCCGCUCGUGGUGCUGGACGAAGUGGAGCUCAUGCCGCUAGCGCUGCUGGACGAGCUGCAGGGCUUCCUACAGCCUCAGCGCUCUCACCACUUCCACAAUGCCAUCUACGUGCUCCUUAGUAGCAACGGCGGCGCGGAGGUCACGCGCUUCGUGCUGCAGAACGCUUCUCGUGCGCUGUCCCUGCGCCCUGCGGGCGCCGGUGAAGCCGGGGCCACCGCGGCGCAGGCGGAGGAGGAGCUGAGCGCCACCCUGCAGGUGCUCCUGGCUCGCUACCACCCGCUGUGGCAGGGCGCAGCCAUAGUGCCCUUCCUGCUGCUGGACAAGCAAGACGUGGUCAGCUGCUUCCGGGAGGAGAUGGCUGGGGAGGGUUUCUUCCCAGAGCAGGCCCAGGCAGAGCACCUGGCGGAGCAGCUCAGCUACUAUCGGGUGGCUGGCCGUGAGUUCGCCGUCACUGGCUGCAGGCAGGUGGUGGCCAAGGUGAACCUCUUGUAGUAAAGCCAGACACCAGGACACUCGUGGGCACCGGGAGGGAGGAUCUGUGGGCUGGCCCGGGGCCCUGGGGCACCUAAUAAAGUUUGUGGCCUGCGAGGCUGGCUCACACUGA